Molecule: messenger RNA, 3426 nt
Organism: Pisolithus orientalis
Lineage: Eukaryota; Fungi; Basidiomycota; Agaricomycetes; Boletales; Pisolithaceae
Exons: 2
Coding region: 1-3426 (1141 amino acids)
Molecular function (GO): protein binding
Source: RefSeq, a predicted model, not a curated record
AUGAUCGAACCUCUGGCUGCAGCUAUUGUUAACGGCGUCCUUCCUCGAACAUCCGCUCGUCGUACGUCUGUCCUCAAGUCCGCCGUUACAUUAAUGGGAAACCACGCCCGAAAACCGUUUCCAGAAGAUUUUUUCACUCCCCAUCCACGCUCAUGGAAAGGCAAGGAGAGGGCGCAGGACCCAGUCACGUUUGAAUGCAGCGCAUGCACCGGUUCUUUGGCCGGUCCGAAUUCGGGCAUUUGCUGCGCUACGAGGCAUUCUUUAUGGUGUCCGAAACGUACCCGGGUGUUCACGAGGAACGAGACAACCCCUCGUAGGCUUCCAGGAACCGGUAGCGGAACGGUUCCGAGAAGCACCCGGCGACAUUCAUCAUCGUCUGCUCCGCAGAAACACACUCUGCACAGUCACAUGCUCGAAACGAUCUCUUCUCCAUCGCAAGCACACCGUGACCCUGUAACGACAAACCUGUCCGGCACGAUGGACAUACGCUCCCUGCUCCACCCGUCCGUUCCUUUUGACCCAAAUACAGCGUGGGCCCUCUAUAGCGAAUCCGUAAAGGAUGAUGUCUAUGAUCCGUUCACCCCCGAUGAACGUCUUUUGUUUAUGGAGAAGCUCGUAAAUGCGGUUGAACCAGAACUUUAUGAACAGACAGACAUUUCUGCCUUGCACAAAUGGGGUCUUCGUCUACAUUCCAUGAUGCAUGGGAAGGAUGUUUGCGUUGCUAACAUCCUGUCCGAGGACUUUCGCAAACUGUGUCUUUCCGCGCGUAUUUAUGCAUUAAUGGGUGACCUCACAGGCGCCGUACAAAUUGCGAGGGAAGGGUGGAAGCGGCAGUUGACGGAGGCAGAACAGGGGAAGCUUGUCGACGUCUAUCGAACUCUUCUCAUAAUGGCGCAUUUACGUGAAGGGAGCACUGCUACGCUCAACCUGGUCAUUGAAGAAUGGAACGUUCUAGGGCCAUACGUCGGAAGUUAUCGCAAUACCUUUGUCGGGACUUCGUUUGAGACCAAGACGGAAUCCUUACGAGACACCGCCCGCAAAAUAAUCGCAGAGGUCACCAAUGGCGCUGCCUUAUUAUCGUCGCGUUGGAAACAUGGUGAGCAAGAUUUAAUGCGCACAGCUGAGCUACUCCUCCUGUCGUAUAUCCCGGAGGGUUCUUUGAAGGAAGCCCAUGCCGUCAUGGUUGAAAUGCGGUCGCUACGAUUAUCUCUCCCUAUAUCCUAUCAGACAGCUUUGAUCCGAAGGCUUGCCAAAGCCAACUCGUUCAUUCUCGCUAACGAGGUAUUUUCGUUCAUCUCCCCGUCGAAUUAUAAGCCAUACCUCUCCGCCGGAUUGUAUCUGUAUGCUCGCCAAGGGAACAUCACACGCGCAGAAGAAUUCUUCAACAACCUCCGAAAACAGGAUUGUCUUUCUCCUACCGACAAGGCGAUGCUAAUGCAUGCGUAUGCCGUUUCCGGGCGGGUUGAGACCGUCAUUGACCUCUUCAACGAGUUCUUUCCUGAGGAUGAGGAGGAGAAGCCUACGAUUUUCCACUACACGACCGUCGUCCUCGCGUUUGCUCAGCGGGGUGAUUUCGAAGGACUGAACUUUUGGUUGAAGGCGAUGAUGGAAGCUGGUCAUCCACCGGAUGCCCAUGUGUAUAGCAUUAUCCUGGAGAGCUUUGCCAGUCGGGGUGACGUGGAUACGGUGGCCGUUAUCUUGGAUCAAAUGCGUGUUGCCAAUAUACAGCCCAGCCGCGUCCACUAUACCACCGUCAUCAAAUUCCUGGCGCAGAGACGUGAUCCCGCGUCUGCGGAAGCUAUCUACAAGAGGGCCUUGCAAGAGGGCAUCGUACCGGAUCGUAUUAUGAUCACGGCUCUUAUGAAUGCUCACGUCGAAGCAGGCUCAUGGCCCGGCGUUAUCCGCAUCUUCGAUUUUCUCAAGGGAUCUAGGCAUCGUAAAAUCCCCCUCACCAUUGAAGUUUACAACACACUCCUCAAGGCAUACGUGAUGAUCGGCACGCCAUUUCACACCGUUUCUAUGCUCUUCCGCAGAUUGCAGUCAACAGCCGCACGUCCUGACGCAUACACGUAUGCGUUGGUAAUUCAGUCGGCUUGCGACGCUGGUCUGAUGAAUGUUGCUUCUGAUCUGUUCGCGGAAAUGGAGGACAGGGUCGGAAAAUGGGAGCCGCGCCGUGGGAUCGAGGUCUAUGUAUUGACCAUUAUCAUGGCAGGCCAUCUCCGAUUGGGGCACAAGUCACAGGCCAAGGCUGUCUACGACGAUAUGAUCGCCCGCGGCAUCCAGCCCACAUCCAUUACAUUCUCACAGAUACUUCAAGCAUACGGAAACCAGGGAACCGAGGACAGUCUGCGAAUUGCUGAGGCCUUUCUCCGAGGUAUAGUUGAAUCAGACCCCCAGCGGCAGGUUUGGGCGACGCCAAAGUCUUUACAGUCAGCGCUCGAGGAACUUUAUAGUCCUUUGAUGACCGUGUACAGCAAACAGCGCGAUCCCAAGGCCGUAGAACGCCUGUUCGAGGCUAUGCUUGAAGCCGGAGGCGAGCCAACACUUUUGUCGCUUACUAUUCUCUUGGACGUUUACCGUCGGACCGACAACAUCACGGCCAUCCGCAAGGUGUGGGAACAAAUAUGGGAGCUUGCCUUGCGUCUCUCUCGUGUGGACGAGCUAUUCAAGGGUGAAGACAAUGCACCUACGAAUCCAUUGUCACGCCAAUCCAAUUUGCUAUGUUUACCUCUAUCCAUUUAUAUCGACGCUCUUUCCGCAGCAGGUCAUCACAGUGCCGUACCUGAGAUUUGGCUCAAGGUCAGGUCACAGGGAUUUAGCUUCGACUCUCAUAAUUGGAAUCAUCUCGCGGUUGCGCUCGUAAGGGCAGCCGAACUCGAUCGUGCCUUUGCGGUGGUCGAGCGGGUCAUUCUACCGUACCAGCGCCAGAGCCUGAUUGUGGCGAGUACCAGAGACCGCUUCCCGGAAUCACCUUUAACAUUUGACGCGGCACCGCCCGACGUGGACAGCCCUGCGCCGGAGUCCCCUCUCCACCGACAAAAGCGACGAGUGGCUGCCGUUAAGCUCGUUACUAAGAGGUCUAGGCGCAAUUUGGAUAUAGAUGGAGAUCCGGACGACUUUGCACAUCCCUUACACAUCCUCCACCAAAUCUUACCUUCCUGGAACGUGUGGCGUCCCCAUCAUAUUAUUCUAGAGCUCUUGGCAAGCGUGCUUCGUCAUCUACAAGGUGGACGGGUUGUUCAGCCGGUGGGCGUCUCGCAGCAAUCAGUCGGAUCAGACAAUGUUGCGAGCCGGGCCAAGAUGGCUAGUGAUACCCUCCAGCGCAUCUACGACGAAUACCCAUCUACGGUCCGGGCCGUGCUGCUCCACGAAAGGGCAUUAUCUCGGAGAAAUGCAAUCAAAAGGGCAGAUGAUGGGUGGAGCUGA